This is a messenger RNA of Fukomys damarensis (Damara mole-rat), 4415 nucleotides long. It is a transcript of the gene Zbtb34, whose product is annotated as zinc finger and BTB domain containing 34. Gene Ontology annotation, molecular function: protein binding; RNA polymerase II cis-regulatory region sequence-specific DNA binding; DNA-binding transcription factor activity, RNA polymerase II-specific. The transcript is spliced from 2 exons. The record is from RefSeq and is a predicted model, not a curated record. Gene Ontology annotation, biological process: regulation of transcription by RNA polymerase II. Lineage: Eukaryota; Metazoa; Chordata; Mammalia; Rodentia; Bathyergidae. Bases 963 to 2492 code for a protein of 509 amino acids.
UGCCAGGACCCUGGCUGAUGCCUUAGAUGUCCUCAUUUCAUGUGGGAGCCAGCUGUGACUUAGACAAGGUAGGAUUUCCCAAAGGUUGCACAGUGACACAGAGUAGAGCCAGGAUUCAAAAGCAGGGCCUGUGUGCCCAUCACAUACACUGGUGUUUUUUCCAAGGCUCUGUUAAUGUUCUCGUGCUCUUUAGUGGGGCUUUUGUGUCGCCUCACUUUGCCCUCCCCCAUCCCCUGACACCCCAGCCCUUGAGAGGCAGCAACAGUGCUCUCAGAGCCUGGGCACUGAGGGCCCUACGUAUUUCUAACAGCUCAUUACCAGAGACUCUGCAUGUUUUAGACCAAACUUAACUGUCUUCCCACACAAACCUUCUGUCACCACUGUUUGUUGUGAGGUUUUGCCCCCUCCCUGUUGCUGAUUUCAAAGCCAGCUCCAGAUUGCCUCAGCCAGCCUAGCCCUUCUCUGUGUGGGGACAUUCACCUCAGAACCACAUCUAGCAUUGGAGGUGAGACCUGUCUGUCCUGAGCAAGGGCAGACAGCAUGGCCCCUGCAGCACAGUGAUCUCUCACCCUCUCUCACCCCUCCUGGGAACCUUCUUCUGAAGCCCUGGUUGCCAGCAGUCCAGCGGUGUGCACCCAGGAAGCAGGGGUUCCCUAGCACAGAACCUCCCCAGGGGUGGAGACCGAGACGGGUAGGGUUAGAGAUGAGCCGCACAUAUGAAGAGAAAGGAUGAGCGGCUCAUUUGUGUUUGGGAACAGAAGGGGGUGGGGUGGGAGGGGUGUCGCCCAUAUGGAGCUUACAGCACCUGUGCAGUUUAUUUCCAUUUCCUCAGCAAAGGGACCGCUUCUUCCCACCCAGCCACCAAAGAAUUCUUCAACAGUCCUCAUCCCCGGGCAUCUGGGGACCCAUAGCCCUACAACUGCCCACCAUCAGUGGACCCAGUAUCAGGUCAGCAGCUGGAAAUGAGAUCACGCCUCAUGUCAGUAGAAAUGGACAGCAGCAGUUUUAUUCAGUUUGAUGUGCCCGAAUACAGCAGCACCGUUCUGAGCCAGCUAAACGAACUCCGCCUGCAAGGGAAACUAUGUGACAUCAUCGUUCACAUUCAGGGUCAGCCUUUCCGAGCCCACAAAGCGGUCCUUGCUGCCAGCUCCCCCUAUUUCCGGGACCAUUCAGCAUUAAGUACCAUGAGUGGCUUGUCAAUAUCAGUAAUAAAAAAUCCCAACGUGUUUGAACAGUUGCUUUCCUUUUGUUACACUGGAAGAAUGUCCUUGCAGCUGAAAGAUGUUGUCAGUUUUCUGACUGCAGCCAGCUUUCUUCAGAUGCAGUGUGUCAUUGACAAGUGCACGCAGAUCCUAGAGAGUAUCCACUCAAAAAUCAGCGUCGGAGACGUUGACUCUGUCACCGUCGGUGCUGAAGAGAACCCCGAGAGCCGUAAUGGAGUGAAAGAAGGAAGCUUCUUUGCCAACCCAGUUGAGAUCUCCCCUCCAUACUGCCCUCAGGUACGGCAGCCCACCGCAAGCAGUGAUCUCCGGAUGGAGACAACCCCCAGCAAAGCUUUGCGUGGCCGCUUACAGGAGGAGGGGCACUCAGAUCGGGGGAGCAGUGGAAGUGUGUCUGAGUAUGAGAUUCAGAUCGAGGGGGACCAUGAGCAAGGGGACUUGUUGGUGAGGGAGAGCCAGAUCACCGAGGUGAAAGUGAAAAUGGAAAAGUCGGACCGGCCUAGCUGUUCAGACAGCUCCUCCCUGGGUGAUGAUGGGUACCACACUGAGAUGGUUGAUGGGGAACAAGUUGUGGCAGUGAACGUGGGCUCCUAUGGCUCUGUGCUGCAGCAUGCGUAUUCCUAUUCCCAAGCAGCCUCACAGCCAACCAGUGUGUCAGAAGCUUUUGGAAGUUUGAGUAAUUCCAGCCCGUCCAGAUCCAUGCUGAGCUGUUUCCGAGGAGGGCGUGCACGCCAGAAGCGGGCUUUGUCUGUCCAUCUCCACAGUGACCUGCAAGGCGUGGUGCAGGGGUCUGACAGCGAAGCCAUGAUGAACAACCCUGGGUAUGAGAGCAGCCCCCGGGAGAGGAGUGCGAGAGGCCACUGGUACCCGUACAAUGAGAGGUUGAUCUGUAUUUACUGUGGGAAGUCUUUCAACCAGAAAGGAAGUCUCGACAGACACAUGCGACUCCAUAUGGGAAUCACCCCCUUUGUGUGCAAGUUCUGUGGGAAGAAGUACACUCGGAAGGACCAACUGGAAUACCACAUCCGGGGCCACACUGAUGACAAACCAUUCCGCUGUGAGAUCUGUGGGAAAUGCUUUCCAUUCCAGGGUACCCUCAACCAGCACCUGCGGAAAAACCACCCGGGUGUUGCUGAAGUCAGGAGUCGCAUUGAGUCUCCCGAGAGAACAGAUGUGUACAUGGAACAGAAACUAGAAAACGAUGCAUCAGCCUCAGAGAUGACCCUAGAUUCCCGGAUGGAAAUCCACACAGUAUCUGAUGCUCCUGAUUAAGAUGGUAAAGAAGGCCACCCAAACAAAGCACAUUAAUCAAUGCAUAUUUGUGAUUUGCUUUGUUGUAAUCUUUGGUUUUUCCCAGUCAUCUGGAAAUCUCUUGGUCUCUUGGCAGUUUUUCUGAAGUUUCUGGAUGGAACACUUCAUUGUGUUUAUCCUACCCCUCCGCCCUGUCUCCCCCAAGGAGCUCAAAGCAUGAAGGGCAGCGUAUCCAGGGAAAACACAGGCUGACAGUAUUCCUCUUUGGCUGGACUCUGAAUCCCAAAUCUGCCAGUGAUUUAGCUAUGCCAACUGGUUGACCCUACACUCUUCUGCCAAGAGGCAUGCUCUCUCUCACGGCAGGCACUGGCAUCAGUGCAUGCCCACAGAGGGAGACCAGGAUGCCGUCAGCUGAUACAAAUGGGUAACCUUUUCUAAUUUAAAGUUACUUUUAGGGGGUAGUUAGACAAUUUUUAUAUAUAUAUAUAAUAAAACAAUUAUUAUAUAUAUAGUAUAUAUACAUUCUCAAAUUUGAGUUUAUUCUGGUUGAGGUGAAUGUAAGAGGAAUAUAUAAUUUAAUACAAUGUGAACAGAGCUUUUGACUCUGUCUUAUCCCUUCCUAAUACAUUAGUUUUACCUCUUUGUUUCCCUUACAGAAGAAUGUUAGUAGGUUUUCAUCUAUAUUAUUGUGUCCAAAAGCAAGCAAAGCAAAUCACAGUGUUCAUAGCUCUGCUUCAUAACAUACAUAAACCAAAUGCCAUAAAAUUUCUUCAACUCUAGUUGGAAACCGUUUGGAAUUUUUGUUUGUUGUCCGGCAGGUAAGCUGGACAACCUGUGGUGCUGACCUUUUUACAUAAUGUAGUGUUAUAUUAGCCAACCCCAAAGGAGCAGUGGUUUUCAAGGUUUUUACCGGCCUACAGAUCUACCUUCAUUCAGUACUGUAGAAACAUACAUACCAGGUAACCAAAUCACUCUCUACCAUGAGUUAGUACUCGCACUAAAGGAAAGGGAUUUGUAGUUCUGUCUACAAAGUUCUCCAAGCAGUGUUGUGGUUUCUUUUUUCUUUUCUGUUUUUUUUUUCCCUUUCUUUUUCUUUCCAAACAGCCAGUUCAGGUGCACAGCAACUUUUUCUACACGCGGUUCCCAGGGAAUCUGCAGAACUUGGAAUUUGUACUUUUGUAAAGCUAUACUCCAUGGGAAUUGCAAGCAAUAUAUCUAUCUUAGUAUUGUGUGUGCUAAUGAGAGCCUCAGGGCUCCCCCACUCUCAGUGUUUCCUGCUUAAAGAAACCAACAGUUAAAAGCCCUCUAAGAUACUCUGUGUGUCACCAAAUCUGUGUGUGUGUGUGUGUGUGUGUCACCAUAUUUUUGGUCACGUGGUGCUAUUUUUAUGUUAAGUAUCUUCUAGGUCAGUAUAGUUGUAGAAAAUGUGAAAUCUAACAGUAAUAGUGAAUUAUUGCAGUUGUUUUUCUCUCUUGAGUUUAUAGCUUGGAAGAGCCCUCAAAAGCAUGUGCCAGCAAACACAUUGCUGUAUGAAAACGUGCCCAAGUCCUAUUUGAAUAAUGCUUUAUUAGUGCUUUAGGAGAGUCCUCAGUGCACAUUUGGGUUUGCAUAUGUGAACAGGUUUCACAGGAUCACUUUGGUAUUGCAGACUCUGGCAGUUCUGGAAGCAGUUGAUGCACUUGCUGCAGGCCGCCUGUGGAUGUCAGUGCUCCAGCCUCUCUGCCUUGAGAACAGGAGCUCUGAGACCCACACCCAGUGCAUCUCCCCAAGAGAACACUGCAGCCAUUUGAAAGAAAGGACUGAAAGGCCAGGCUCAUGCUAGGAGUUAGAAGUACAGAAAUAGUCAUUUGCUGGUUCUCCAUGCUUUUUUGGUUCUUACGAGACCAAGAAUGGUUGGUUUGGAAGAUAUUUUUGUGUUCUUUGUUUUUUGUUUUUUGUUUUUUG